This is a messenger RNA of Myiozetetes cayanensis, 1185 nucleotides long. RefSeq names its product glycoprotein IX platelet (gene GP9). Bases 1 to 612 code for a protein of 203 amino acids. The transcript has a single exon. The record is from RefSeq and is a predicted model, not a curated record. Lineage: Eukaryota; Metazoa; Chordata; Aves; Passeriformes; Tyrannidae.
AUGAGCAUGCUGGCGUUCCUGGCUGCCGCGGGGUUUGCCGCGGUGCUGCUGCCGCCGAUCCGGGGCUCAGCGUGUCCCCCGUCGUGCAGCUGCGAGCCCCUGCGCGGGUGGAAGGGGCUGCACGUGGAUUGCAGCUCCCGGGGGCUGCGGGCUCUGCCCGCCCUGCCCCGCAACACCCGCAGCCUGGACCUCCGCAACAACAGCCUGAGCCGCGUCCCCGCGGGGCUCCUGGACAGCCUGCCCGGCCUGCAGAGCGUGGACAUGGCCGGGAACCCCUGGCACUGCGACUGCCACCUCCUGCACAUGAAGCUGUGGCUGCAGGACCUGCCCGCGCCCUCCUUGCACAGUGUCAGGUGUGCCAGCCCGGCCCCCCUCAGCAUGAGAGCCCUGGCAGAGCUCACCGGGAACGAGCUGGGGAUGUGCAAGAGGCUCCUCCCGGUCAGGUGCCUGGAGUUCUUCUGGCGAGACCUCAUUUUACUGGCAGGAGCGAUAAUUACACUUCUUUUAGCAGCGUGGGCUCUGAAAUUCUCCAAGAAGCUCGUCUGCCAACUCAACCUCAGCCGGUACUGCCUGCUGAGGAGACACACCCCCAAAAACCACAAGGCACACUGAGCUGGGCACUGCCACAGCUGGAACAGAAACAUCCAGCUCCUCUGCCACCAAAGCAAGGGCACUGGCAACACUGGCUUGAGUGGGGACAGCUGCAAACUCAUCCCAGGGUCAAGGGCUGGGGCAAUGCCCGAACGAGGGACUCCUGGUGAGCUGUGGACAGGCAAGGCUCACUCUGCUGCCACCACUCGUAUGAAGAGCACAUUCCAAAUUUGUUUCUGAAUUUUUUUAGAUCAUUCAACUUAGCAUUUUCCACUGAAUUCUCAGCUCGUACAGCAAGGAGAAUUACAUCCCCAAAUCCUGCGCUUUUUAAUAUAUGGAGAUGGACACCAAUUGUACUAUUUUAGCAACUCUUUUCUCAUUCACAAGUUCCAUGAGUUUGCAACUCCUUACCUUCUCUGUGUCCCAGUGGGCUUGGUAGGACCAUUCUCGUGUGCAGAAAAACUCAACCAUCUAUUCCCUGGGUUCAGGAGUUUCCUGCCAGCAAAACCAUUAUGAUUAUAUAUGCAUCCCUUACUGAAUACAUUUAAAGAUGGGCUGGUAAAGAGAAUAUAACCAGUAAAAAUAAUUUUAAAU